CUAUUCUCGCUAUCUAUCUACUUCCCUAUAGAGCUUUCAUAAACCAAUACCAUUAGGCCAAAGCAUAUUAAAAAAAAAACAAAGUAGUCCAUAGAAUAGGGAAAUGAGAAUGUAUAGAUAGUGAUGAUGAUAUUAAUAUCUCACCUUCCAAAAACCAACCUUUGCUUGAAUCCAACUCUACUCAAAAACCCAUUCUUCCUCUCUGUAAUCUACUAACCUACCAAACUAUCAUAAAAGGGAUUUUACAUUAGUUGUUGUAAAUUUUCUUUAAAAAGUUGCCACCUAACUUUUCUUGCUUCUUCUUCUACCAUUAAAACUCACCAAAAAUAUCCUUUUUUUUUUUUUUUUUUGGGUUUCUUGAAAAUUACUGAAAUUAUUAGGUAGGAACUUUUCUUGUUUCUGUCAUUAAAAAAAGAUUUUUUCUUUUGUGGGUUUCUUGAAAAUAACUGAAUUAACCAAAAAAAUCCAAUCUUUACAUAAUAUAUAUAUAUAUAUAUUUUUUUUUUUAAAAUUUUUUUUGUGGGUUUCUUGAAAAUGACUGAAAUAAUACAACCCCCACAUGAGUUACCUUCAUCUUCAAGUUCCAUCAGUAUAUUGGCUAGAGAUAAUGAUGUUUCUUACCAAGAGAGUCUAAUUAGUGGACCCAAUUUGUAUUAUGUAGAAAAUACUGAGGUACAAGUAGAAGGUGUUAGUAUUUCUGGUACUAAAAGAGAGAGAAAAAGGAGAGAAAGAGAAAGAGAAACAGAUCAACUGUCUUUGUUAACACUUUUUGUAACUGGUUUUAGGAAAUCUUUGGUUGCUUGUAGUAAGAGUAAUUUUGCUAUUGAAGAAUUGCUUGCUUCUUCUUGUUCUUCUUCUUCUAUUUCUAGGUCUGCUAGUGCUAAUUCAUCAAUGGAGAUUAGUUGGCCUAGUAAUGUUAGACAUGUUGCUCAUGUCACUUUUGAUAGAUUUAAUGGUUUUCUUGGACUUCCUGUUGAGUUUGAACCUGAAGUUCCCAGAAGAGCCCCUAGUGCCAGUACAAGAGUCUUUGGAGUUUCGACAGACUGCAUGCAGCUUUCAUUUGACUCCAGAGGAAAUAGCGUCCCUACAAUCCUUCUGAUGAUGCAAGGGCGCUUAUAUACUCAAGGUGGCUUACAGGCUGAAGGGAUCUUCAGGAUCAAUGCUGAAAAUGGUCAAGAAGAAUUUGUCAGGGAGCAGCUAAAUAGGGGAAUUAUUCCAGAUAACAUUGAUGUCCAUUGCUUAGCAGGUCUUAUAAAGGCUUGGUUCAGAGAGUUGCCAAGAGGAGUUUUGGACCCUCUCUCACCAGAGGAAAUUAUGCAUGCUCAAUCAGAAGAAGAGUGUGUGCGCCUCGUGAGACUUCUUCCACCAACUGAAGCUGCUCUAUUAGAUUGGGCUAUUAACUUGAUGGCUGAUGUUGCUCAAUUGGAAAGUUUUAACAAAAUGAACGCACGUAAUAUCGCUAUGGUGUUUGCUCCAAAUAUGACACUGAUGGCUGAUCCGUUGACUGCUUUGAUGUAUGCGGUUCAAGUUAUGAACUUUCUAAAGACUCUAAUUAUCCGGACCUUGAAAGACCGAGAAGAAUCUGUUGUAGAAGCCAGUCCCGCACCAGAACUCGAGCCAUUCGACGAAAAUGGACAUCAAAACGCUUCACAACCAAUAGUUCAGACAUCUAAUGAGAUCGAGGAGGAGGAUAUCUUUAUAUCGAAAGGACGACCCUCAAGUGGGCCUGCUAACUACCUCGGAGAAAUUAAAGUUGAAAAUGAAUUACAUGGACAUUCGCUCGGUGAUUGUCUCAGUGAAAUCUCAAACACAAGUGGAAGAAGUCAACCAAAAAUGCGAAGGACUAAAAGUGUGCAUUCGAGUAGUUCUAGUACUCUCACAGGAUCGAAGAAAAUGAUUGAAUGGCCGACUGGGAAUUUAGAGAAGGGCAAAGAGGUUAGAAUCAUCGAUAGGUUGAAUGUGACAACAGAAAGGGUGGAAGCCUGGCGAUGAAUAUAUAUAUGUCUCGCCACAACGGGCCAUUGCUGCCUCAUAAAGAAGUAAAAUGGUUGUGAUUUAUGUUUUAAAAGACACUGUAUCAUCCCUGUUGUGUUGUAAUUUGGGGUCAUAUUUUUUCAGUCUUGUGCUUUGCAUAUUGGUUACUUAGUAGUUGAAACAGGAAUUCUGUCACCUUUCCCUCCUGGGCAUGUUUGGGUGGGGAAACUUAAGCAGGAUGAAUGUAAUUUAUGUGCUCUUUUUGUAGAAUGAAUAUUGUUGUGGUUUCCAAUUUCAAUAUGAUUUUCUUCCUUUGACAUUAAUAA
This is a messenger RNA of Lycium barbarum (goji berry), 2300 nucleotides long. RefSeq names its product rho GTPase-activating protein 5-like. Gene Ontology annotation, biological process: signal transduction. The transcript has 5 exons. Bases 535 to 1992 code for a protein of 485 amino acids. Lineage: Eukaryota; Viridiplantae; Streptophyta; Magnoliopsida; Solanales; Solanaceae. Gene Ontology annotation, molecular function: GTPase activator activity. The record is from RefSeq and is a predicted model, not a curated record.